Messenger RNA from Melampsora larici-populina 98AG31, 1307 nucleotides. RefSeq lists its product as uncharacterized. Gene Ontology annotation, molecular function: RNA binding. The record is from RefSeq and is a predicted model, not a curated record. NCBI's taxonomy places the organism in Eukaryota, Fungi, Basidiomycota, Pucciniomycetes, Pucciniales, Melampsoraceae. The transcript is spliced from 4 exons. Bases 33 to 1307 code for a protein of 424 amino acids.
AAAACCAAAAAACCAAAAAACCAAGAACCAAGAUGAGUCAAUCAUCCUCAUCAGAUCAGGAAUCAGAUCACCAACAAUCAGAAAUCUAUAAUCAUCAUCAAAAAAGACCACUCGAUUCAGAUUAUCAAUCAUCAGAGGAAUCAGAUUCAGAAUCAGAAUCAAAAUCAGAAAAGGAAUCGAAAUCAGAAGAAGAAGAAGAAGAAAUCCAAGUAUUAUCACAUAAAGAAAGAAGAAAACGUAAAAAACUAUGCACCAAACAAGCCCUAAACCCAAUCCCCAACCCAGCACCCAAAGCCACCAAAGGAGAGUACGGAAUCUGGGUCGGAAACCUACUAUUCACCACCACCCAAUCAGACCUCGAAACAUUCUUUUCAUCAUGCGGCCGAAUCACCCGGUUCAAUUUCCCAACCAAACCCCACACACCCAUCAAACCCAACCAAAGGAAUCCAGGUUACGCAUACAUUGAUUUCGAAUCUGAAGAAGGUAUGAAGAAGGCUUUGCAGAAAACUGAGAGUUUGUUGGGUGGUCGAAAGCUUUUGAUCAAACGAUCUAAUGAUUAUUGUGGGAGACCUAAGAAGGGAAUUGAACAUGAUGGGGUUAAAGAUGGGGGAAUUGGGUGGGGUGAGAAGGGCCCUGUUAAGGGCUUGGAUCGGAUGGCUAAACCGGCUGUGGCUUGUUUGUUUCUAGGUAAUUUGAGUUUCGAAAGUACUUCUGAAUCGAUUAUGAAACAUUUUAAAUCAAAUCAUCAAACUUCAACUUCAAACCAAGCUCAAGCAGACGAUCCAGCCAUACGACAGAUCAGACUAGGUACAUUUGAAGACUCAGGAAAAUGUAAAGGAUUUGGAUUUUUAGAUUUUCGUGAUACUCAUUCGGCCACCCAAGCUUUAAUGAAUAAAAAAAACCAUCGAUACUUGGGACGUCAGAUUAAAGUCGAAUACGCUUCUGAAGAAGCGGCUCGUCGGGGUGGUGGGUCUCAUGCUUCUUUAAAUCGAAAUAAAUCAAAAUCUCAAUCCAAUCAUUCAAAUUCAAACUCAAACUCAAAGCAAACUCAAAGAAAAGAAUUUAAACCUAGAGUAGAUCAAAGUAGAAUAGACCAACUUAAAGACGUAGAAAAACUGGAAAAGAUCGAAAAUAUGGAAAGGAUAGAAAAAGUAGAAAAGAUAGACCCCCAACAAGUUCAAGAAGUCCGUACAAAAAAAUCGUUUCAAGGAAGACUUACACCAGGUGCUGCACUUGCAAAUGCUCAAAGAGCUCCUACUGGAAUCAUAAGAAAUCCAGAAAAAGUAGGAAAGAAGAUUGUUUUUUAG